Neocloeon triangulifer is the source of this 1530-nucleotide messenger RNA. RefSeq lists its product as uncharacterized. Gene Ontology annotation, cellular component: external side of plasma membrane. Gene Ontology annotation, biological process: biological process involved in interspecies interaction between organisms. Gene Ontology annotation, molecular function: carbohydrate binding. The coding region runs from base 52 to 1125 and encodes 357 amino acids. The transcript has 10 exons. Lineage: Eukaryota; Metazoa; Arthropoda; Insecta; Ephemeroptera; Baetidae. The record is from RefSeq and is a predicted model, not a curated record.
AUCUUUCCUGGUUGGUCAUUUGUGAAUUUGAAGUGUUCAUUUAUUGUAAAGAUGCAGAAGAAGAAAGAAAGAACGAUGGGACGCUUGUUAUGUUUUUUGUUCCUCCUGGCAGUCCUGGCCUCCACCUUAGCAAACGAGACACAGCAAAUUGACACACCGACUAUGAACCAACAGACAUCAGUGGAGGAGGUGACAGAAUUAAACCCAGCGCUGGCAGAAAAGCCUGAAAAUUUGAAACUGAGCUUGUUGGCAAAACUUGUAUAUGAACAGGUCCUGGAGGAAGAAAAGCUCGCUGAAAAAGAGAAGGAGGAAAGGAUUCAAAAUUUUCAUGAAAUAAAACGGAAGUUAAACGAUUUGGAAAGAUUCUCUGAGGAAGGACACUUGAAAGCAAUGGAGCAAAAUAAUAAGAAGCUGGUGAACCAAGGCAAUAUGACGAAUCAGAAGUUGACAGAUUUGAUCAAAAUCAUUGAAAUAAGCCACCGACAGACUCUUGCACAAAAUGAGAAGGUGGCAAAAGAUAAUCGGGUACUCAUGGUGGAUAGUUUGAACAUAACAAUCCACAAGAGUGUGGCAAGUCUCACCAAAGAACACAAGCAGAUUUUUGAAAAAUUGGAGCAGGUUGAAAAUAAUUUAAAGGAUGUUGCUCAAAAGAUGGACGAAAUUGCAAAACUCACAAUCAGUGAAAACCGCACAAAGGUCACAAAAUCAAAUUGUGAUCGAGCUCGUUUAGCAAACUUGCAGAAUCUGCCCAAUGGCAAAAAAUACUUCUUUCAUCAUACUUCUUUUGACUGGUUCCGGGCCCAUGAUACUUGCAACAAUAUGGGCCUUCGCUUGGCAACCCUCAAAAAUCAAGAAGACAUUGAAGAGGUUUUCAAUGCAGGGCGGAAUAUUGAUAAAUGGUCCAUUUGGUGGUUGUCUGCAAAAAACCAAGGAUUUGGGGAUCAAAUGGACUAUCGUUGGCACGAUCAGACCAUACUAGAUAUUGACAGCUCACUUUGGUACAGCUAUGCCAAUAAGAGAAGUGACUGCGUUCAUUUAACUCAUAGUGACAACGGAAAAUUGAACAGCCUGUCAUGUUCCAUGGAACGGUCUUUUGUCUGCGAAUUGCCAACUGAAUGCUAUUGAACGACUUUCAGGCUAAGUUUGUAUGAAGGAUCCAAUCAAAUUAAUUUUAUUCACCUAAUGAUUGUUCAGACCACGUUGAACAAAAGAAAAAAAAUCCUAAGUUUUGAGAAAUUUUGAUUGAAACAUGAAAUAUUAUUUGCAAAGUUGGGUUUCAAUGCAAAUAUUUGUCCAUGCAAUUUUUCGUUUGUUUUUUUAAUAUCUUACUUUUUGUCUGGGUGGUUUUGUAAGUUUUGGUAAAUUUUUACAAAUUUUCAGCCUUUAAUUGCACGGGCCGGGUUGAUGAUUUUUGCCGUUUGCGAAUGAUUGAUAAUCAAUCCAAAAAGGGAUCAUGUCAUUUUGUCAUUCCUUAUCUUUCUACAUAUGUAAGAAAUUAACCAAAAUAAAAUACGUCGCUUUUAAAAUAAA